AUGAAUAAGCUAUACAUUGGCAACGUGAGCGCCGAGGCCAGCGAGGAGGACUUCGAAACUAUCUUUGAGACGUGGAACAUUCCCCACAGUGGUCCCUUUUUGGUCAAAACUGGCUAUGCCUUCGUGGACUGCCCCGACGAGAAGACUGCAAUGAAGGCCAUCGAUGUUCUUUCAGGGAAAGUUGAACUCCAUGGCAAACUUCUCGAUGUGGAACACUCUGUGCCAAAACGUCAAAGAAGCUGCAAGUUGCAGAUCAGGAACAUCCCGCCUGACAUGCGGUGGGAGGUUUUAGAUGGCGUGCUGGCCCAGUACGGUGCUGUAGAAUGCUGUGAACAAGUCAACACUGACACAGAGACUGCAGUUGUCAAUGUUCGAUAUGCCGCCAAGGACCAAGCCAGGCAGGCUAUCGAGAAGCUCAACGGCUCCAUGAUGGAGAACUGCGCUUUGAAGGUGUCUUACAUCCCAGACGAGAACGCUGCCCCGGAAGGUCCUCCGGCAGGAGGUCGCCGUGGCUUCAACGCCCGCGGACCGCCGCGGUCCGGCUCGCCGAGCCUCGGCGCCCGACCCAAAGUUCAGUCUGACAUCCCCUUGCGCAUGCUCGUCCCCACGCAGUUCGUCGGGGCCAUCAUCGGCAAGGAAGGCGCCACCAUCCGGAAUGUCACGAAACAGACCCACUCAAAGAUAGACAUUCAUCGGAAAGAGAACGCAGGUGCUGCAGAGAAGCCCAUCACCAUUCACUCCACAGCUGAAGGUUGUUCGAACGCCUGCAGAACUCUAAUGGAGAUCAUGCAGAAGGAAGCACUUGACACAAAAUUUACUGAGGAGAUCCCACUGAAAGUUCUAGUACAUAACACCUUUGUAGGAAGAUUAAUUGGUAAGGAAGGACGAAACCUGAAGAAAAUCGAACAGGAUACGGGGACCAAAAUCACAAUCUCGCCUCUACAGGACUUGACCAUAUAUAACCCAGAGCGCACCAUCACAGUGAAGGGCUCCAUCGAGGCCUGCUCGAGAGCAGAAGAGGAAGUGAUGAAGAAGAUCAGAGAGUCGUACGAGAGUGACAUGGCUGCCAUGAAUCUCCAGUCCAACCUGAUUCCAGGCUUGAACUUGAACGCUCUAGGUUUGUUUCCCAGUGGCACACCUGGCAUGGGUCCAUCCAUGUCCCACGUACCACCUCCGGGAGCUGGCUGCUCUGGAUUCGGAUGCAGUCCUUACGGGGGCGAGGGUCCAUUUUGGGCUUCUAUGAUGUCGGCGGGCAGCCAGCCCCUCGCUGGACAUCCGGAGUCUGAAACGGUCCACCUGUUCAUCCCCGCGCUUGCCGUGGGAGCCAUCAUCGGAAAACAGGGUCAACACAUCAAGCAGCUGUCACAUUUUGCCGGAGCUUCAAUCAAAAUUGCUCCCGCAGAAGGAAUGGAUCCCAAACAGAGGAUGGUCAUAAUUGUCGGACCACCAGAGGCUCAGUUUAAGGCGCAAUGUCGCAUCUUUGGCAAGCUGAAAGAGGAGAACUUCUUUGGACCUAAGGAGGAGGUAAAGCUGGAGGCUCACAUCAAGGUCCCCUCAUUCGCCGCUGGACGGGUCAUCGGAAAGGGUGGAAAGACGGUAAACGAGUUACAGAACCUGACAUGCGCUGAAGUGGUGGUGCCCCGGGACCAAACUCCUGAUGAGAAUGAGCAGGUCAUCGUCAAGAUCAGUGGACACUUUUUUGCAUGCCAGCUGGCCCAAAGGAAGAUUCAGGAGAUCCUGGCUCAGGUGCGAAGACAGCAACAGCCCAAGCCUGCGCCGGGAUCACAGCCCCCCCUGCCCCGCAGGAAGUAG
Molecule: messenger RNA, 1812 nt
Organism: Nerophis lumbriciformis (worm pipefish)
Lineage: Eukaryota; Metazoa; Chordata; Actinopteri; Syngnathiformes; Syngnathidae
Source: RefSeq, a predicted model, not a curated record